AUGUCUUCGUCUGCCAUGAUUGAAGGGUCUGAAAUCCACAGUGACCUGCUCCCCCAGCAACCAAUCAACAUCCUCCCAAAUCAAUUUCCCAUUGAGGAUCUUUCAUGCGAUCUGAUCGUCAACGUUAUGAUGAACAUAGGUUCCUUUCGGGACCUUAGGAGACUCAUUCGCGUUUCUCCAAAAUCUCGCCAUCUAUUCAAACUGUACAAAAACACCAUUCGUAAUCAGGUCGCGAAAAAUCUCUUCGGGGAAUCCUACCAAGCAAUUACAACAGUCCUGACAUACAGAAACUCUUCCUGUCUACUUGUACGCAAUGGACCGGACUACGCCACUUCCGAAGCUCUAGUCAGCAAAGGUUUUAUCUUCAAUACAACAAAUACCAAUCGAGCUGAUGCUCUACUAUGCGCUUUUGAAACAAGUCUCGAGAGAUAUCGAUCGCUCGACUUCGAGAUUUUUAAGGACCCUAAUAUCCCGGAAAUCAACAAUGAAAUUCCUCUCCCCUCUUUCUCACAGGCAAAUCCAUUCUCUAAGGAUCUCUUCUUCCGUACUCUCCGAAGAUUUCAGCAGCAUAUGUUUGAGAACAUCAACACCUACAUCGAGACCCUGCCAAGCAAGAAAGAUGAACUAGACAUGUAUUGGAUCUCGCGAAUUAUAUCUUUUGCCUAUGAGCCGAGGGACUUCGGAGUCUUUACAACGUCAUGGGGCUGUGCUCUCGACAGUGAGAACUUCGAGGAACUUCAAGGACGUCCCCUGCUAUCAGCUAAGUUCGAGAACGAAUUCUUGGAUGUCGUUGAUGAGAGCGGAGAGGACGCGGAUGACCAGGUGAAUGCAUUUUACAACGAUUAUGAUCUGGGAGGGGGCAAGGGCCAUAUGGCGAUGAUGAUUGCCAAGUACAAGAUGAAUAGAGUCUACGGAUGA
This is a messenger RNA of Morchella sextelata, 918 nucleotides long. RefSeq lists its product as uncharacterized. The transcript is spliced from 2 exons. The coding region runs from base 1 to 918 and encodes 305 amino acids. NCBI's taxonomy places the organism in Eukaryota, Fungi, Ascomycota, Pezizomycetes, Pezizales, Morchellaceae. The record is from RefSeq and is a predicted model, not a curated record.